AUGGUUCAAAUAAAGACUUUGGCUGCUGCGUUGGCGCUGCCAUUGGUCCUCGCCCACCCAGGCGAAGACAAGGAGAUUCUCAGGAAAGAAAUGGCACUGCGAAAUGUUCAGCAUGCCAAAGCCACCCGAUCGUUGGCUUCGUGUCAAGAUUCGCCUCAGGCCAAGGCUUUGCGGUCCCGUGCGGCAGCUCGACGUUUGGCCAAGGCCCGCGAUCUCCGAGUCAAGCGUGGACUAGUCUCUGAGAAGAUGAACCACCAAAAGAGAGAUCUCACCAAUCUCGAGAUAUACUCCAAUCUCAGCCACAACAAGACUUCGAGCCUCGAGUAUACGCUCGAUACUCCGGAAGAGACGAUUUUUGGUUCCAACAAUACUUGCGCAUUGGUACCUGAGACAACCAUUGGUCCAUACUAUGUGACUGGAGAGUACAUUCGCCAGGACAUUACCGAGGGGCAAAUUGGCGUCCCGAUGCACAUUGACAUUCAAUUCGUGGACAUGAACACAUGCGGACCGGUUGCAGAUAUCGCGGCCGACGUUUGGCACUGCAACAGCACGGGCGUCUACUCUGGCGUCGACUCGGACGGCGAGGGCGGUUUGAACUCGACCUUUUUGCGCGGCGUCCAGUUCAGCGACGAGGAUGGUGUCUCGGCCUUUGACACGCUCUUCCCUGGUCACUACGAUGAUCGCAUUACCCAUUUCCACCUCGUCGCCCAGCACAACUACACUGUGCAGCCCAACGACACGUACACGGGCGGCACCACCCUGCACGUCGGACAAAUCUACUUUGAAGACGCUCUGGUUGAUGCGGUAGAGGCCACCUACCCGUACAACACCAACACGAUCGAGUUCACCAGCUGGGAGCUGGACGGUUGGAUGCUGGAAGAGGCCACUUCUGACUAUGACCCCUACGUCGAGUACGUGCAGCUUGGUAGCGAUCUUUCAGAUGGGCUGCUCGCUUGGAUCACGGUUGCCGUCGACCUGAGCAGCGACCAUACGGCCAACCUGACCGCGGCUGCAUCCUACUACGAGGGUGGCGGCGUGGCGCAUAACGGAAGCGACAAGGGUCUGCCUCCCUCCAACCCAAAUGCUUCAUAG
Messenger RNA from Pestalotiopsis fici W106-1, 1092 nucleotides. RefSeq lists its product as uncharacterized. Gene Ontology annotation, molecular function: oxidoreductase activity, acting on single donors with incorporation of molecular oxygen, incorporation of two atoms of oxygen; ferric iron binding. NCBI's taxonomy places the organism in Eukaryota, Fungi, Ascomycota, Sordariomycetes, Amphisphaeriales, Sporocadaceae. The record is from RefSeq and is a predicted model, not a curated record. The transcript is spliced from 2 exons. The coding region runs from base 1 to 1092 and encodes 363 amino acids.